CUUAUAUAUAAUAGACCUCUAAGUAGAGGUCUCAUGCUGCAUCACAUCUCAACACAACACAACAUUACAAUAUCAAACGUCCUUUCAUAACAAAAAUUCAAACUUCCCAACUCUAUUAUUUUUGGCAACAGUCUACUACUCUCAUCAAUUACCACAAUGUCCAACAUUACUUCAGAAUACCCACAUGGAGGACUCGCCAUCGUCGGAGGAGGCAUCGCUGGAGUCACUUUAGCUCUAGGUCUCGUCGCCAGAGGCAUUCCAUGCAAAAUCUACGAGCAAGGCCAUAGCUUCGCUGAAAUUGGAGCUGGUGUUGCUUUCGCCCCCAACUCGAUUCGCGCCAUGAGAGCAUGUGAUGCCAACGUCUACACUGCUUUCAAAGCUGUAGCCACUCACAAUACCUGGGAGUCAAAACGUGCCGACAGGGAGCUGGGUCGCAAGGGGUUGUACUUCGAUUUCUUGGAAGGCUUUCAUGAGAACGACAAACUUCUCUUCUCACUUUACAAUGACGAGGGCGCGAAUAGCGUGCAUCGCGCUCAUUUCUUGGAUGAAAUGGUCAAGUUCUUGCCCAAGGAUAUUGCCGCCUUUCGCAAAAGGGUUGAACGAGUGGAGGAAAGUGCUGGUCAAGGUCCAGUCACCCUGCAUUUUGCCGAUGGUACAUCCACUACCGCCGAUGCAGUGGUGGGAGCAGACGGUGUGAAGAGCCAUGUUCGACAAUCGCUUCUGGGUGCUGAGAAGCCCGAAAGCCAUGCUGGCUACACAUACAAAUAUGCCUAUCGUGGACUUAUCCCCAUGGAUAAGGCUGUCGCGGAAUUGGGCGAAGAGGCUGCAGUCAAUUCGAGGAUGUAUCUUGGGCCAGACAGACACGUACUCACCUUCCCCAUCGACAAAGGCGAAACCAUGAACGUGGUGGCCUUCACCACCACAUCCCAGAACUGGCCCGACAUCCACAAGUCUACUCGCGCAGCAACCAAGCAAGAUGCCCUCAACGACUUCUCCGGUUGGGGCCCGACGGUCACUCACAUUCUGAGCUUGCUCAAUGAAGAUGUUGACAUCUGGGCAAUCUUCGACAUGAAGGACCACCCAGCUCCAACCUAUGCCAAAGGCAAAGUCGCCAUCAUCGGAGACGCAGCUCAUGCCACCAGUCCGCACCACGGAUCUGGUGCCGGCUUCGCAAUCGAAGACUCUGCUGUUUUGGCUGAGCUGCUGGCGGACCCUGCUGCGAAAAGACCUUCAGGAUUGCGCGUUGCAUUCCAGGCUUACGAUCAGUGUCGUCGACAGAGGUCGCAAUGGCUGGUAGCGAGUAGUCGACGCACAGGAGAAUUGUAUGAGUGGCAGGCUCAAGGCGUUGGUUAUGAUAUUGAGAAAAUUGGGGCUGAAGUUCAUGAGCGGUUCGAGAAGAUCUGGCAGGGAGAUAUCAAGCAGAUGAUAGCUAAUGCGCAGGCAGCUUUUCAGAGGUUGCUCCCAUAUUCAGAGUUGUAGGAGAUUGACGAUGGAGGGAUUUGUUUGACAUGCGGAGUUUGCGAGAAUGUUUAGCCAAAUUUGAAGAUAUAGCUCUUGAUUUAAAUUUAAUCUAUUGUUGCGUAG
This is a messenger RNA of Mollisia scopiformis, 1584 nucleotides long. Its product is annotated as salicylate hydroxylase. The transcript has a single exon. Bases 157 to 1479 code for a protein of 440 amino acids. The record is from RefSeq and is a predicted model, not a curated record. NCBI's taxonomy places the organism in Eukaryota, Fungi, Ascomycota, Leotiomycetes, Helotiales, Mollisiaceae. Gene Ontology annotation, molecular function: FAD binding. Gene Ontology annotation, biological process: secondary metabolite biosynthetic process.